AUGGAGGGAGAUCUUCACAACAGUAUGGUUGAAAAGACCGGGAAAGGGCAGGAGGUAGAUAUGGAGGAUGGAGGAGGGGAGAGGGGCAACUGGUCCGGAAAACUCGACUUUGUGCUGUCCUGCGUGAGCUACGCCGUGGGUCUUGGUAACGUCUGGAGGUUUCCUUUCCUGUGCUAUGAAGAUGGUGGAGGUGCUUUUUUGAUUCCCUACGUGAUAAUGAUGCUUGUAGUCGGGUUGCCAAUCUUCUACUUGGAGAUGGCAAUGGGGCAGUUCUCCAGCCUAGGAUGCCUUAGUGUUUGGAAGUGCACUCCUAUAGCUAAAGGGCUUGGAUUUGGUAUGAUUACAAUGACAUUCUUCGUUGCCACUUUCUACAAUGUCAUCAUCGCCUACGCUCUGUUCUACCUCUUUGCCUCAUUCACAAAGGAACUGCCAUGGAAGACUUGCGACAACUACUGGAACACACCCAAUUGUAGAGUCACCAAGGCCAGUGACAACUCUGUGAUCAACGACACCUUCUUCAAUGACACAUUUGUCAAUGACACAAGUGACACUUACGACAUCGCGAGUGGAACUGCAAGUUUAAGUGACAAUGACACAACUUCGAACGGUUCUUUUGUUGCGAUUCGACCUAGCGAGGAGUACUUCUAUAACCGUGUUCUAGACAUGUCAGACGGUAUAGACAAACUGGGUGAGGUGAAAUGGGACCUGACGCUGUGCCUCCUACUGGCUUGGCUCAUAGUCUUCCUGUCUCUAGCAAAGGGAAUACAGUCAUCUGGAAAGGUGGUGUAUGUGACGUCAACCUUCCCUUAUUUUGUUCUGGUGGCCCUCUUUAUCCGUGGUAUAACACUUGAGGGCGCUAUAGAUGGUAUCGUUUUCUACAUGAAACCCGAUCCUGUGAAGCUUCUCUUACCCAAGGUAUGGCAAGACGCUGCAGUACAAGUAUUCUUCUCUCUCGGUUGUACGUUCGGCACACUACAUACGCUAUCAAGUUACAACACGUGGCAUCAGAACAGUCAUAAAGAUGCUGUGAUCGUAGCUUGGCUUGACUGUUUCACUAGCGUCUUCGGCGGGUUUGUUGUGUUCUCUGUGCUGGGAUUUAUGGCGCAUGAUGCCGGUACGACGGUGGAUAAAGUCGUCGCUUCUGGGCCCGGGCUUGCAUUUAUCGCCUACCCCGAAGCCAUUGCAAGAAUGCCACUAGCACCUUUGUGGUCGAUCUUGUUCUUUAUUAUGGUCUUUAUGCUUGGGAUUGGAAGUGAGUUUACAUUAUUCGAAGCAAUCAUCACAGGCUUAGUGGAUGAAUUCGAGGGAAGCUUCAAGAAUCUACGCAAGUACAAGACGCUGCUCACCCUUAUCCUGUGUGUCGUCUGCUUUCUUCUUGGGCUACCCAUGGUUACACAGGGUGGUAUACACGUCGUGACACUGAUGAACGCAUUUGCUGCAAAUAUUUCCUUGCUGCUUGUGUCAACAUUUGAGGUCAUCAUUGUUGGCCAUUUCUAUGGUGUCAACAGGUUUCUGGAGGAUCUGAAAUAUAUGCUUGGUUUCAAACUCAAUUUAUACUGGAAGAUAUCAUGGUGGAUUGUCACUCCUAUUACACUCGUGGCUCUCGUCAUUUCUUCCAUUGUUGCUUAUACACCACUAACGUACGGUAAUGGCGACCCUUACCCUGAUUGGGCACUUGCUCUCGGCUGGCUCCUGACCAUAACCUCACUCUUACCACCACUCAUUUACCCUGUGUUUUACAUGUGCGGACUACAGGGAACCAUACUCGAGCGGGUACGAAUAUCUCUAAAGCCGACACCAGACUGGGGACCUCAUCUUGAUAAGCACAGAGUAGAGGCAGGUUACCAACCACUCAGGAGAAAUGAUCCGGAGGAAUGUGUUAAAAUGCUCACGCAACAAAACCUACAGAAACAGCAUGUAACGAGCAUGUGA
Molecule: messenger RNA, 1932 nt
Organism: Asterias rubens (European starfish)
Lineage: Eukaryota; Metazoa; Echinodermata; Asteroidea; Forcipulatida; Asteriidae
Product: sodium- and chloride-dependent glycine transporter 2-like
Exons: 13
Coding region: 1-1932 (643 amino acids)
Biological process (GO): sodium ion transmembrane transport
Cellular component (GO): membrane
Source: RefSeq, a predicted model, not a curated record